Homarus americanus (American lobster) is the source of this 508-nucleotide messenger RNA. RefSeq lists its product as uncharacterized. Bases 89 to 493 code for a protein of 134 amino acids. The transcript has a single exon. NCBI's taxonomy places the organism in Eukaryota, Metazoa, Arthropoda, Malacostraca, Decapoda, Nephropidae. The record is from RefSeq and is a predicted model, not a curated record.
UAUUGGUGUUGCUUAUUUCAGGUCACAAAAACAAGAAGUAUCGUGGCCUUGUGACCUCACCACCACCUCAGCUUCAUCGUCCUCCACAAUGCGCUUCAACCUGACUAGUUUGUACAGGUGGGCGGCGACGCUGGUGUUUGUGUUAGGUGUGGCGGCAGCACAAAAGAACCUGGCAAGACCCUUAGACGCCACUAAUGAAGUGUCAGUAGAGCGAGUCUCCAACAAGAGGUACGGCAGCUCAGCCAGGAACGACGUCAGGAGGUACGGCGUGGCACCUAUAGAGCUUCAAGUGCAUGAUGGCCAUCGCAUGAUCACCCGCGCCCUCUGGAGGAUCUUCGACGCCCUCAUGCAAAAGAAGGACCACUCACAGCUCUAUGGCAGGAUGGGCUUCGUCGAGGAGGCUCUCAAGAAGAUGAUCUCCGUCGACUCUCAGCUGGAGGAUGAGAUCGAUAAACUGAAGGUUAGGGCUUUUGUUCCUGUCAUUAAUAACUAAGGACGUUGAUGUUAA